Oppia nitens is the source of this 1429-nucleotide messenger RNA. RefSeq lists its product as uncharacterized. The record is from RefSeq and is a predicted model, not a curated record. Lineage: Eukaryota; Metazoa; Arthropoda; Arachnida; Sarcoptiformes; Oppiidae. Bases 10 to 1401 code for a protein of 463 amino acids. The transcript is spliced from 4 exons.
AUUUAUACAAUGAUUCAUAAUUAUAUACAUUUAGUAUUUGGUUUAACAUUAUCGAGUAUGGCACCGGCAUUUGUUGACUACAGGGAGAUAUUGCACACUGAGAUGCAAUGGAUAGGACUGUUUCCAAUGUUUCAAGCUAUUGGCAUAUUUACUGGAUCAUUUGUAACAAUCAUAUUUAAAUAUGUAAACCGUCAAAUCACCCUGUCCAUAUUGAUUGUGUUGCAAGGUUUGGGCACAAUAUUUCAGCCGUGGUCAACAUCAUUGUGGCACUUGUAUGGCUGUAUAUUUAUAUAUGGUGUGAGUGUCGGUGCUUGGAAUGGGUCCAAUAAUGUCAUACUAAUAGAAAUGUGGCAAAAUAGGAGUCCAUCGAUAUUACAGUUUUCACAAUUCAUAUACGGUAUGGGAACUGUUUUGGGACCACUUUUAGACAGAAACUUUGUUUUGGGAGAACAGAUAUGUCCCGGUGUUUAUCCCGAAGACUGUUUGUCACAUUUUAAUAGCACAGAUGCCUUAAACAUGACUACUGAUGAUGUUAUUAUGUUUCGCAAUCAUUGGCAUAAGUUUAGGACAGUUGACACUGAAAACGCUGGUAUACAUGAAAAUCUGUGUACACCUGAAUGUUUGGCAUACGAUCGUAGGCCACGGCUUAAGAUGCCGCUACUUAUCGGAGGUCUAUUGCAAAUGUUAGGUCCCGCUAUGUAUAUGAUUAUGUAUUUUUUGAAACCAUAUAAAAAGAGUAACGACUCAAACAUUGAGGUUAUAGAGACUGAGGCACAGAAACAACGGUAUAAAGAGUUUGUACCGAAACGUACAAUCAUUAUAUGUGUUUCCCUAUACUUGGCAUUUGGUAUAAUGUCUGAGAAUAUGUAUAUGGAUUUUGCGCCCACUUUCUACCAGUUCUGUCCGCUGCGGUUGUCGGCCAACGACGCCAGCGAAAUGUUUUCAUACGUUGGUAUGGCUCUGACCUUUGGCCGCGGUAUUAGUGUAUUCAUUGCACUUUACCUCAAACCCCAGCACAUGAUUGCCUAUCAGUCUGUCAUCGUAUUUGUCGGCUAUAUAUUCCAGUAUUUCUCUCAACACGACUACAAACUAUUGUUGGCCUCAUCGGUAGUCAUAUGUUUUGGUUAUUCAUCUAUAUUUAUAUGUUUGUAUUCGUUUGUCGGCCAAUACACCGAAGUUACCGAUAGGAUUGGCGGCCUAUUUAUCGGAUCCUAUAAUGCAAUCUAUAUGUUUUUACCGUAUUUUAUAGCCAAAUACGUUGAGGUAGUUCCCGACAGCUUUGUAUUUGUCGAGUUUAUCAGUAUGUGUUUGGCAAUCAUAUCAUUUAUUUAUGUCAUGUGGUCAGUACGUAAUGUACCGGAGGAUCUGAUCCGUAAACUGGGACCAAUUGGAGGACAUUAGAUCUGAAAAUGAUUUUUUUUAGUUUUCA